This is a messenger RNA of Rhodamnia argentea, 2706 nucleotides long. Its product is annotated as protein transport Sec1a-like. Gene Ontology annotation, molecular function: syntaxin binding. The record is from RefSeq and is a predicted model, not a curated record. The transcript has 22 exons. The coding region runs from base 154 to 2172 and encodes 672 amino acids. NCBI's taxonomy places the organism in Eukaryota, Viridiplantae, Streptophyta, Magnoliopsida, Myrtales, Myrtaceae. Gene Ontology annotation, cellular component: secretory granule; plasma membrane. Gene Ontology annotation, biological process: intracellular protein transport; vesicle-mediated transport.
UUCUCGUCGCGGGCCGUAACGGCCAUACCUCCUGCUCCUUCAUUUCCUUCUCCAUCGUUCUCGUCAGCGAGCGCGCUUGCUCUCUCUCUCUCUCUCUCCCAUCCAUUAUCGCUGUUGGACGUGCGGGCUCCGAGCUCGCAGCGCGCUUCGGCAAUGUCUUUCUCCGAUUCGGAGCUGUCCUCUCACGGCGGAGAGUACAAAACCUUCGGCCAAAUCAGCCGUGACCGUCUGCUCAAUGAAAUGCUUGGAUCUGCGAAAACAGGGGAUUCAAAAUCGACUUGGAAGGUACUCAUCAUGGACAAAGUUACACUUAAGGUGAUGUCAGCUUCAUGUAAAAUGGCGGAUAUCACAGAUCAAGGCAUUUCUUUGGUGGAAGAUCUCUUCCGCAGAAGACAACCGUUGCCAUCCAUGGAUGCUAUUUACUUCGUCCAGCCAUCAAAAGAGAAUGUAAUUAUGUUCUUGUCAGACAUGUCUGGAAGGGUGCCCCUAUAUAAGAAGGCAUUCCUGUUUUUCAGUUCACCAGUCCCUAAGGAGUUGAUUAAUCACAUAAAGUGUGAUACUAGUGUGCUUCCAAGAAUAGGCGCAUUGAGAGAGGUGAACUUGGAGUACUUUCCCAUGGACAGUCAGGGUUUUGUCACUGAUCAUGAGAGAGCACUAGAAGAAUUGUUUGGGAACAAUGUUGAGAAUUCACGGACAUUUAGUGCUUGCUUAAACACGAUGGCGACUCGAAUAUCUACAGUUUUUGCUUCUUUGAAUGAGCUACCAAAUGUUUGGUACCAUGCGGGUAAAGCAAAAGACUCACCUCAAGCUCGUGAUUUAGUUCCUUCAAAGCUUGCCACUGCCAUUUCAAGCUGUCUCAUGAAAUACAAAUCCAUUCCCAAUUUUCCACAGAAGGAAACAUGUGACUUGCUCAUCCUGGAUAGAUCUGUUGAUCUGAUUGCUCCUGUCAUACAUGAAUGGACUUAUGAUGCUAUGAUCCAUGAUUUACUAGAUAUGGAUGGGAACAAAUAUGUGUAUGAGGUUCCUAGCCAAAGUGGAGGUCAACCUGAAAAGAAGGAGGCCCUUCUUGAGAAUCAAGAUCCAAUCUGGCUAGAGCUCCGCCAUUCACACAUAGCAGAUGCUAGUGAAAGAUUACAUGAGAAGAUGACAAACUUUGUAAACAAGAAUAAAGCUGCACAAGCCCAAAGGAGCUCGAGAGAUGGGAGCGAGUUGUCUACACGAGAUCUGCAGAAAAUUGUUCAAGCACUUCCUCAAUACGGCGAACAAGUUGACAAGCUUUCCCUCCAUGUAGAGAUUGCUGGGAAAAUCAACAAAAUGAUCAGGGAAAUAGGUUUAAGGGAACUUGGCCAAUUGGAACAGGAUCUUGUAUUUGGAGAUGCAGGUGCUAAGGAUGUUAUCAGUUUUCUGAGGACAAAGCAGGAUGCAACUCCAGAAAAUAAACUGCGAUUGUUGAUGAUAUAUGCAACUGUAUAUCCUGAGAGGUUUGAGGGUGAUAAAGCUUCAAAGCUAAUGCAGUUGGCUAAAUUAUCACCUGUGGACAUGAAGGUCAUUAGUAACAUGAAAUUGCUUGUUGGAUCUUCCGAAACUAAAAGCUCGAGCGGCAGUUUUUCACUCAAAUUUGAUGGCCAAAAGACGAAAAGUGCAGCAAGAAAGGACCGAACUGGUGACGAGGAGACAUGGCAACUCUCUCGAUUUUACCCCAUGAUAGAGGAGCUUGUUGAGAACUUAAGCAAAGGUGAAUUGCCAAAGAGUGAGUAUGCUUGUAUGAACGAUCCCCAAGCAAAUCAAGAGGUCACUAGUACUAACACUAAAUCAGUACGAAAAAGUCAAGCUCCUGUUCCUCAGGCAGAAAAGAAGGCUCCUGCUCAGUCAAUGAGAUCCAGACGCACUGCCACAUGGGCAAAAUCUCAACAUUCUGAUGAUGGAUAUUCAAGUGACUCAGUCUUGAGGCAUGCUUCUUCAGAUUUCAGGAAGAUGGGGCAACGCAUUUUUGUGUUUAUGAUAGGUGGGGCAACUCGAUCUGAGCUAAGAGCUUGUCAUAAGCUAACAACAAAAUUAAGGAGGGAAGUCGUCUUAGGUUGUACUAGUCUUGAUGAUCCCCCGCAGUAUCUGACGAAACUGAAGCUACUAUCUGAAAGUGAUCUCUCAUUAGACGGUGUCAGAAUCAUGUAGACAUCUUGAAUCCCGACAUUAAUUCUACCUUUGUUCAUGCCAGCAGCCUGUAAAAGACAUUAGGUACAUUUCGCAAGGAAUCAAGGAUCGAUGCAGCUAGGCUUCAUCUGGAAUGUGAGUGCAUAUUGUUGGAUGCAUGUAUGACCAUCAUGCCAUCCUUUCUGAGUGGAAAAUAACCCUUUCCUAAAUGGAUCUGGUGAAGUUGGUUUCACCAACUGAGAGUUGAUCGACUCAUCGUACGCAUUGAAGAGCACGUACGAUCUGGUCAUCGACCUUUUUUAGCUCUUAGAUGCAUCUUGUUGUGGGUAAUAUUUUAGUCCAUCAGAUGCUGCAUACCAAACUCACUUAAGGUUUAAGCCGAAAUCAAUCGGCAGGAGUUUAUCACUAUUGUCAAGAAUGUUGCCUCUACCAUUUUGUUUAUGAGUCUCCCCACAAGCUGACCAUUCUUUUCCGAAACUGUUCCCUCACCUGAAGUGUAUGAGCAUGUAUAUACCGGAUUCACCAAACCUAUAACGCUAUUCUGGCUAUUUAACA